AUGAAUGUUUCGUUAUAUACUAUUAAUUCAUUCUUAAUAUUAGAUCAUGAAGGUAAAAGAUUAUUUGCCAAAUACUAUCAACAAGCAGAACCAAUUCAAAAACAAUUCGAAAAUGAAUUAAAAAUUUUCAAUAAAGUCAAUAAAUUAAAUCAAGAUAUUUUAAUCUACCAAAAUAAAUUAAUAGUUUAUAAACAAAUCAAUGAUGUAAUUAUAAUAAUUAUAAGUAAUUUGGAUGAAAAUGAAAGUUUGGUUUAUUCCUUAUUAUCCAAUGUGAGUGAAAGUUUAACUAUUUUAUUAGAUAACACUAUUGACAAAUUAACUAUUUUACAAAAAUUCGAUAUUGUAAGUUUAUGUAUUGAUGAAGCUAUAGAUGACGGGAUUAUUUUGGAAAUGGAUUCUUCUGUGUUGGUUUCAAGAGUUACCAAUCCUCCAUCUAACGUUAUGGCUCAAGACAUUAAUUUGAAUAAAAUUGAUUUAUCUGAAAAAGGGUUAUUCAAUGCAUUAUCUUUUGCUUCAAAGAAGAUUGGUGAAAGAUUACAACAAGGUUUAUAA
Messenger RNA from Yamadazyma jaroonii, 552 nucleotides. NCBI's taxonomy places the organism in Eukaryota, Fungi, Ascomycota, Pichiomycetes, Serinales, Debaryomycetaceae. The record is from the annotation of a GenBank genome assembly.